Labeo rohita (rohu) is the source of this 5715-nucleotide messenger RNA. It is a transcript of the gene dclk2a, whose product is annotated as doublecortin-like kinase 2a. The record is from RefSeq and is a predicted model, not a curated record. Gene Ontology annotation, molecular function: protein kinase activity; ATP binding. The transcript is spliced from 18 exons. Lineage: Eukaryota; Metazoa; Chordata; Actinopteri; Cypriniformes; Cyprinidae. The coding region runs from base 425 to 2917 and encodes 830 amino acids. Gene Ontology annotation, biological process: intracellular signal transduction; protein phosphorylation. Gene Ontology annotation, cellular component: microtubule cytoskeleton.
UUCAUGUAGGUGUGUGAUGAGUGUUGGCCUGAUUGAGUGCCAGUGGAGGGAUGAAGAGAACAGCGGACUGUCACGCGUGUCCAGCAUGCGCACAUACAGCUCUGCGCGUCUCAUCUCAUCAUGACCGGGACUCACCUCGACUAUAACGUCUGUCCUUGAAUUGUACAGUUCUUGGAUUUGUGGUCUACUGGGACUUUCAGGACCUUUUAUUUCUCGUAAUAUUGUUUUUAACAGCUUCUUUGUUGAGCUGUAUAAAAAGUUGAAGAGAGCAGCUUUUGGUUUGCUGUUUGACUGAUUUCCUACAGAAGAUGCGUGUCAUCAUUUGUUGAAAGUCCUAAGGAGGAAGAAUAACACAAACAACGACCAGCACAAAAAACAAGCUAAUUUAUUCAAGGAUCCGCGCUUAGACUAAAAGGAAACAAACAUGUCCAGCAGGAGCAUCGAGUGGGAGCAUUUCGAGGAGCGGGAGAAGAGUCACCGGUCCCCGCGGGGCAGUGGCGGUUCUCAUUCCGGCUCGCGGGGUAACGGGCUCGUUCCCAGUCCCGCUCACAGUGCGCACUGUAGUUUCUACCGCACACGCACACUGCAGUCACUCACCUCCGAGAAGAAAGCGAAAAAAGUUCGCUUCUAUCGGAACGGUGAUAAGUACUUCAAGGGCUUGGUGUACGCGGUGUCCAGUGACCGCUUCAGAUCGUUCGACGCGCUGCUGAUGGAGCUCACCCGCUCCCUCUCGGACAAUGUGAAUUUACCGCAAGGAGUCCGGAACAUCUAUGCUAUGGAAGGGGGGAAGAAGAUCACCAGCCUGGAUGAGUUACUAGAAGGUGAAAGCUAUGUGUGUGCUUCUAAUGAACCCUAUCGUAAAGUGGACUACACUAAGAAUGUCAAUCCCAACUGGUCAGUCAACGUGAAGACGGGCACAUCCCGCUCGAUGCCAUCUCUCAUCACCUCAAAGAAUGAGCUGAGAGAACGAGAGAGCAAAGACUUCAUCAAACCCAAGUUGGUGACGGUCAUCAGGAGUGGCGUCAAACCCCGCAAAGCCGUCCGGAUCCUCCUGAAUAAGAAGACGGCUCACUCCUUUGAGCAGGUGCUCACGGACAUCACUGACGCCAUUAAACUGGAUUCUGGUGCUGUGAAAAGACUCUAUACUCUGGAGGGCAAACAAAUUACAUGUUUGCAAGAUUUUUUCGGGGACGAUGACGUGUUCAUCGCGUGCGGCCCUGAGAAGUACCGUUACGCACAGGACGAUUUUGUGUUGGAUCACAGUGGUAAGGCUUCCACAGCCUUUAUAACCGAAUGUCAGGUCCUCAAGUCCUCCUAUUCUCCUCGUUCUGCUCCCCCUGUGAGAUACUCUGGUAGUAAAAGUCCAGGACCCACCCGCCGCAGCAAAUCCCCUGGAUCUGUGAGAAGAACAGCAGGACACUUCUCUACAAAUAGUCAGUCUCCUGUCAAAUCACCAAUAAACGGAGUACCAAACAGCCAAAUCACUACCCCCAAAUCCGCCAAAUCCUCCAGUUCCUCCCCGACCAGCCCCCGCAGCAUGCGCAACUUCAAGUUUAGUUGCAACAAGCGGAUGGGAGUCCCCCUCCGUCUCUCUGUACAGAUUCCUGCACAUCACUCCUCUGCAACCAAUGUGAACGGCUCCUCUGAGACUCCUCAACAACACAACAACAGUGUGAGCCCUGAAGUUAAUGGAAACAGGAACCUUGCUGCUUCCACUAUUUUGGACAAGUACAAAAUUGGCAAAGUUAUAGGUGAUGGGAAUUUUGCUGUGGUGAAGGAGUGUGUCGAACGAGCCACUGGAAAGGAGUUUGCACUGAAGAUCAUUGAUAAAAACAAGUGCAGAGGCAAAGAGCACCUGAUCGAGAAUGAGGUGGCAGUGUUGAGGCGUGUUAAGCAUCCUAAUAUCAUCAUGCUGAUUGAGGAGGUGGAUACGCCCACUGAGCUCUAUCUAGUCAUGGAACUUGUGAAGGGUGGAGAUCUGUUUGAUGCAAUCACCUCCUCAACAAAAUACACUGAAAGAGAUGCCAGUGUAAUGGUAUUCAACUUGGCGGCAGCUCUCAAAUAUCUGCACAGGAUGUGUAUCGUCCAUCGAGACAUCAAACCUGAGAAUCUGCUGGUGUGUGAGUACCCUAACGGUACGAAGUCCUUAAAGUUGGGUGAUUUUGGCUUGGCCACAGUGGUUGAAGGGCCGCUGUAUACUGUUUGUGGAACACCCACUUAUGUUGCCCCAGAAAUCAUAGCAGAGUCAGGCUACGGGCUAAAGGUGGACAUAUGGGCAGCUGGAGUAAUUACCUACAUCCUCCUAUGUGGCUUCCCACCUUUCCGCAGUGAGAAUAACCUGCAGGAGGACCUGUUUGAUCAGAUCCUUGUGGGGCGUUUAGAUUUCCCAUCACCCUUUUGGGACAAUAUCACAGAUUCUGCUAAAGAGUUGAUUGGUCAAAUGCUGCAGGUGAAUGUGGAAGCCAGAUACACAGCAGAAGAUGUGCUGUCUCACCCCUGGGUCACGGAUGAUGCUGCAAUGGAAAACAAUAUGAAGAUGGAGGUGGCAGGUAAACUCAAAAAGCACUUUAACUCUGUGCAGAAACAGAGCAACACUUCCCCUGGAGUCUCUGUUAUUGUGAACACAGCUCUAGAUAAGGAAACCAUCCAGCUUUCUCGUCGGCGUCAGAACCGCAGCCCCCCACCUCCAGGAAAGAGCCCUUCCUCCACCCACCCAGAGAGACGACGCUCCCAUAAGGGACGCUCAUCUGUCCAAUUGGAGGACUCAAGGAACGCUGCUCCCGUUGAGCCUUUAGCCUCAACAACCCCCAAUGCACCAUCAGCACCUCUGCCCUCCCCUCACUCUGCCCCACCUCCCUACUUCCCAGAAUGCACCACUGAGGCAGAGGCCAGCAAGAGCCUGCCAAAGGAAGAAUAAUAAUACUUAGGGGAAAAAAUAUGGAGACAAUGUCAAAUAUAAAUACAUAUAUAUCAACUCUGCGGAUCUUUGAAACUUAAUACUAGCUAAAAGGCUGGAAUACACUUAAUGAUUUUCCCUACGUGGUCUCACGACAUAAACGUACCUCUGGGGACUUUCUCGCAAGGUGUUUCAUGAGAUCAGGUUGGAUUUUCCCCCUGAUUUGUACAUUCUGGAGAACGUAAGAAACAGUCUGCAGAUUUCACAGAAAACUGUGUAUGAUUAGCACAUAUUACCAUUUCUUUAGUUACAGAUUAUGAUUCCACCAGUUGAGAGAAUAUCAAACAGUGAUAUUUGAGCCGAUUAUAGAACACACAUAUUGUUUAAAUUUGUGUCUCCUUGCAAUGAGGUGUAGAUUCUGAGUGAGUUUGUUGUGUUUGGAAAUACCUGAAAGCAGGGUUACCAGGUCUCCGAAACAAAACUAUACCAGUGACUACUCAAAACUAGCCCAGUAACCCUAUCCCAAGUAUCAAAACUCAAAUGACAUAUUUUACAUAUUAAACAAUACGUAUUUAACAGUCACUGUUCUGUGUUGUACACAGUUUCAUCAAAAAGGAGCUCAAAUAUUCCCUACUAGUUUCUCUUCCUCAGAAAACUUAACAUCAAACUUUUGUAUAGUGUGUAGUUCACCCAAAAUUUUGUCAUCAUUUAUGCACUCUCAAGUUGAUAUUCAAGAAGAUAUUUUGAAGAAUGUAGGUAGACAAAGAGUUUCUUGUCCCUCAUGUUUUUUUCCAUACUAUGGAAGUCAGUGGGGACCAGCAACUUUUUUGUUACCCGCAUUAUUCAAAAUAUCUUUUAUGUUCAGCAGAAGAAGGAAAUUCGUAUACAGUUGAGGUCAAAAGUUUAUGUACACCUUGCAGAAACUGCAAAAUGAUAAUUAUUUUACCAAAAUAAGAGGGUUAAUACAAAAUGCAUGUUAUUUUUUUAUUUAGUACUGACAAAUAAAAGAUGUUUUCAUAUAGUUCACAACAGAAAAUAAUAGUUGAAUUUAUAAAAAUGACCCCGUUCAAAAGUUUACAUACACUUGAUUCUUCUUUUUUGUUUUCUGAAUAAAAUAAAAAAAAAAAAAAUUCCUCAAAAUAAGAAAGAUGUACACAUUUAUUUUGUUCAAAAGUUUUCACCCCCCCUCUUAAUGUUUUUCCUUCUUAACAAUAUAAUAGUUGCAUAUGAGUCUCUCAGUUGUCCUCAGUGAGAAAAGAUGGAUCUCAAAAUCAUACAAUCAUUGUUGGAAAGGGUUCAAUUACACAAAAAUGCUGAAAAACCUAAUUAUUUGUGGGACCUAUAGAAUUUUUUUGAAGAGCAGCAGCCAGUUUAACUGUUCAGGACAAACAAGGGACUCGUGAACAACUAUCACUAAACAAAAAUGCUGUAUUCAAGUAUUAAGAAUCAAGCGUGUGUAAACUUUUGAACGGUGUCACUUUUAUAAAUUCAACUACUGUUUUCUCUUGUGGACUAUGUGGAAACGUCUUUUAUGUGAAAUAUGUUAUUCAGGUCAGUACUAAAGAAAAAAUAACAUGAAUUUUGUAUGAACAUUUUACAGAUUGUGCAAGGUGUAUGUAAACUUUUGACCUCAACUGUAUGUUUUGCAGCAACUGUAAUUGAUUUUCAUUUUUGAGUGAACUAUCCCUUUAACCUGCAGCAACAGCAAUUCCGCCGGAAAACAGUGGACUUGGCAACCCAAUGUGAUCCUUAGUCUUUUAUUAUAUGCUGUCCAGUUUUUCCCCUGUAACAACUUAUAAUGUCAGCAAGUUUAUGAUGCCUAGCAUUUUAAAUUCUAUUCUCUUUUUAAAAAUCAGUUUAGUGUAAUCCAGCUUUUACAUUCAGUACUGUCUGUGUAACGGUCAUCUGCUCGUCUCCCUGCUUUCUUCUUCUUCCAGUUUGGCUUCCGAUUCCAGCACCCAGAGUGAGUUUUAAAAUUUCAUGUGUGUUUGAUUGUAUAUAGGUUCUUUGGAUAUGAAAGAUCCGCUCUGCUUUUGUAUUUGCUGACGGGAACGGCUCACGUCCCGGUUAUGAAUAGCGAAACACUUUUUGGGGUGGAUCUAAGUAUGCUACUGGAAAAAGACUUUGAAACUGGCAAGAAACUUGUCCUGCUGAAACUUGAAAGUACGUUUUCUUUGAGUGUAUGUUUGAAAAUAGACUGCUUGACUUUUUGACUCUGCUGAAGAAACACAAGAAAGCACUUCGCAAUUGUGGGUGUGUGUUUUCUUAAGAGGGUGUGUCUAGCACUACUGUGUUCUGGGGUCAUUUUGCAGUAGUUUAGAGUUGCCUUCAUAUGAGCCAGCAAAGCAGGAAAUAGGGAUUGUUAAUAGUUUUGUUCUUUUGCUAAUUUAUUUGUACAGAUUAGACAAAAUGUGAAAUUGUAUUUUAGAAUAGGUUAGUUUGACAUUUACAAUCCAGAGUCAUUAAGUGCACGAUAUUUUGAUUUCUCUGUUGCAAUAGUAUUAGAUUACAAUCUAAAGUCUUGGAUUAUUCAUCUGUUGUUCCAUGUACUACUUCUGUACUUGUUAUCUCUCUUUGCUUACCAUGGCACUGAUAUCCUGAAACUGUCAGCCUGCAGGGAUUGAUGGAGUUUGUUAAUUAAGGUCUAGGACAUAAUGCACUGCUUUUUUGACAUGCUUUGGAGGUUUUGAGAAAUAUGGCAAUAUUCAGUAUCAUUUCUGGAAGGCUAGAUUUCAUGUUUAAUAGCUGUCAUUUUCUGUUUGUGUUCUUUAUCAUCACAUAAUCAAAGUAAUGCAAUAAAACUCUCUUGCUGUUGUUUA